Messenger RNA from Cryptomeria japonica (Japanese cedar), 525 nucleotides. RefSeq lists its product as uncharacterized. Lineage: Eukaryota; Viridiplantae; Streptophyta; Pinopsida; Cupressales; Cupressaceae. The record is from RefSeq and is a predicted model, not a curated record. Bases 1 to 525 code for a protein of 174 amino acids. The transcript has a single exon.
AUGGAUGAUUUUACUGUUUAUGGGGCCACCUUUAAGGAAGCAUUGAAAAAUGUUGCCAAAGUGUUGCAGCAGUGUGAGGGUCAUAAUUUGUCCCUAAAUAGUAAAAAAUGCUUCAUAAUGAUGCAAGAAGGAAUAAUGUUGGGGUAUUGUAUUUCUCAGUCAGGUAUUCAAUUUGAUCCAGCCCAAAUUGAGGUAAUACUUGACCUUCCCGCCCCUACAAAACAAAAGGAUGUAAGAGGUUUUUUAGGCCAUGUAGGGUACUAUAGGAGAUUUAUCAAGGACUUCAGUAAGAUGGCAGUGCCUCUAUAUUCUCUCUUAACAAAAGACACUGAGUUUGAAUGGACACCAACAUGUGGAGAUGCAUUUUAUAAACUUAAGGGAUCCUUAACCCAGGCCCCUGUUCUUAAAGGACCUGAUUGGUCUCUUUCUUUUCACAUUCAUAUAGAAGUAUCAGAUUUUGCAAUUGGAGCAGUCUUGGGGAAGAAGAAAGGAGUUUUGCAGAAUGCAAUUUACUAUAUCAGCUAA